CUGAUGUUUUAUGAUUAAUUUCUCGGGUUUCAUUUUUGAAAAUUAGGGUUUAGUAAUUUGGGAUUCUAGAAAUUGCGGAUUUUUGAGUUUUUCUUUUUUCAGUAUUUAGGUGUUCUAGAAAUUGAGGUCUUAAAUUGAUUGUAAAGUGAAUGUUAGUUUUCUUGUAGGCCUGAAUUGUUGUGGCCCUCUUUAAGAACUUCAGUAAGACAUUGUGAUAUACGUUCUUUAGAGUCACUUGGGAAUGUUUAUAUGUUUUUGUGUGAGAGAGGUGAAAUUAGUGUUUUUGUUUUUUGGGUGAUAAAUAUCAGUUCAAACAUCUGCUUCAUUAUCAGCACAUGAUGCCUGGCAGUACCAGCCAAAGUUCCUUCAUGGUUCCAACCAUUUGCAAAAGCGCAGCUUUACCUUCUCUCGGAUAUGCUUGCUUUCUGUUUCUCUGGCAUUCUGAACUGUUUGCCCCGUCAUAUAUGAUCAUUUAUACUUUUGUACAGAAUAAUGAGUUCUUGGCAUCUCUACCAAAGGACUAAUCAGUGCUCCAAAUGGUGUAUAGCAUCUCUACAAGUUGGCUAUGUGGUUCAUAAAUAAUAAUCAUAGUUGCUAUUAUGUCAGAGACUUCUGUGAGUUGGGUUGCUUCAGCUGACUUGAAUAAAGCAGGACCAGAUUAUUUUUCUUUCUACACUGGUGAAGUGAAAAGCUUGCUCUCACAAGAUGAGGAUUUUCUGCCUUUCGCUGCUGAAUUAUCUGGAAAUAAAUGUGGGGAAGGGGAAGUCAGGGGUAAUGUUAUAGUUGAGCCUUCUUCUGGUUCUUUUCUCAGUAGUGUAGGAGCUGGGCUUUCAGAUCACAAAAAAGAAAGAUUGAAAUCACUUCUUCUACAGGCUCUGGCAGUUCUUACACCUGAAGCGGAUGAGAUGCUUGAUCCUGUUCUAGCUAUGUGUCAACUACAGUCACAGGUCAGAAGCAGAAAGAUGGGCGCAACAUCUGAGUGUGAGAUUGGGCAAAACAAGAAGAGAAGCAAGAUGUCAUCUUCCUCAUCAACUAGCUUCUCUAAACCUGCUAGCCCUGUUAGUUCUGAAUCAUGCAGAGAGGUGGAUGAUGAUCUUCAUUUCUUACUACAGAGUGAUGCCUCACUGGUUGAGGAGACAAUCAGGAAAUAUUCUGAUCAACUGUUUGCAACACUCAGUUGCAUGGAGAAGCAGCUUGAAGAACUUCUUGAUAAUGUGGUGUCUACAUGCAGGCCCAUGACCCUUAUAGAGAAGAAGCAUCUCCAGAAACUGAUUCAGAAGCUACCCCCAAAAAAUCUCAACCGGGUGGUUGAAAUUGUCCAACACAGCAAGCCUGAAGCACAGUCCUGUGAAGAAAUUUUUAUUGAUUUGGAGCUAGAGGAUAAUAUAAUGCUCUGGAGGUUGUAUUACUAUAUUGAAGCGGUCGAGAAAGCAAAAAAGCUCUCAUUAUAACUCAAUUUGGAAUAUCAGCUUGCUAUCAUUCACAACUCCAGCGCAUAGUACGCUAUCAGGCCAUGAUACUGCUCUCAAGGGUUUUUCAAAUGGCAGUCAGUGCUUAUCCAGAACUAUUCAGGAGUCGCUGCAGAAGCUUUUCUUUUUGUGAGUUCUGCAUCCUGACCCUGUCUUGUACCAAAUGUGCAGAUUUUCAUUUAGAUCUGAUUGGUGAGCAUGAGGCCAAGAAGUAAACUCUAUUGGUGAGCAUGAGGCCAAGAAGUAAACUCUAUCUUAAGUACCUCCAUAAUUCACAAUGAAGCAGUUCCCAAAUAAUUCUUUAAUUGGUUUUGGUGCUGCCUGUUAACAGUAUAGCGACCUUGCCUUGUUUUAGGUACACUGCACAUAAUAGUAGGGUUUUUCUUCUUUCUUCUACUUUUUUGGCCAUGACGUUUUUCAUUCUUAUUGUGUGUACGCACAUGAAAUUCCAGUGUACAUCUGAUUAAAAGAAAAUACCUUGUUGCUCUUGAAAUAUCAUGUAAUAAUACCUAUUGUUAGCAAUACACCCAAAUAAUAUGAUUAGUACGAAUUCCUUCA
Molecule: messenger RNA, 2027 nt
Organism: Ricinus communis (castor bean)
Lineage: Eukaryota; Viridiplantae; Streptophyta; Magnoliopsida; Malpighiales; Euphorbiaceae
Exons: 7
Coding region: 600-1451 (283 amino acids)
Source: RefSeq, a predicted model, not a curated record